AUGUCCACUAGUAUGUUUGCACCCGCCCCCGAGCCGCCCACCGAGCUCGGUCGCUACCGCAUCCUCUCCUCGACGGCGGGGAUCCGGGUAUCUCCAUUGCAGCUGGGCGCGAUGUCCAUCGGAGACGCAUGGUCGGAAGGAAUGGGAUCGAUGAACAAGGAGUCCUCCUUCAAAUUACUGGAUGCCUACUUCGAAGCGGGCGGGAACUUCAUCGACACAUCCAACAACUAUCAAGACGAGCAAUCCGAGGAAUGGCUUGGCGAAUGGAUGACCGCCCGGAAGAACCGCGACCAGAUCGUGCUGGCGACCAAGUUCACCACCGACUACCGGUAUCACGCCCUGGGCAAGGGCAAGACCCCCAACCACGGUGGGAACCACCGCCGCAGCAUGCACGUGAGCGUGCGCGACUCGCUCCGAAAGCUGCAGACCGACUACAUCGACAUCCUGUACCUCCACUGGUGGGAUUACACGACCUCCAUCGAGGAGAUCAUGGAUAGCCUGCACAUUCUGGUGCAACAGGGCAAGGUGAUGUACCUUGGGAUCUCGGAUACCCCCGCGUGGGUCGUCAGCGCCGCCAACACCUACGCGCGGGACCACGGGAAGACACCCUUCAGCAUUUACCAGGGCCGAUGGAACGUUAUGCAGCGGGAUUUCGAACGCGAUAUUAUCCCCAUGGCGCGUCAUUUCGGGAUGGCUCUGGCCCCCUGGAGCGUCCUGGGCGGUGGCAAGUUCCAGUCGAAGAAAGCCCUGGAGGAACGAAAGAAGCAGGGCGAGGGGUUACGCAUGGCUUUCGGGACGGAUCAGACUGAGGAUGAAGUCCGCAUGAGUGAAGCUCUGUUGAAGGUGGCUGAGGAACAUGGCAUCGAAUCCGUGACCGCUGUGGCCCUGGCCUACGUGAUGCACAAGGCCCCCAAUGUCUACCCCCUGGUGGGUGGCCGGAAGGUCGAACACCUCCAGGACAACAUCCUCGGACUGUCCCUCAAAUUGACCCCCGAGCAAAUCACCUUCCUGGAGAGCGUUAAGCCGUUCGAUGUGGGAUUCCCGAGUAACUUCAUCGGCGAGAACCCCAAAGUGGCCGGACAUACCACGUGUUGGCUUAUGGCUGCCAGUGCCCAGCUUUCAUUCCCGCGGACACCAUAAGACUGAUCAUGACUGUACCUAGCUAUUUUUCUGUGUUUUCAAAUAUUAAUAAUUCCAACGAAAGUGUCCAACGUAGUCACAUAGCAAGGCCACAGGUAGCCGGUAGCCCUGCCAAUCAUCUAAACUCG
Messenger RNA from Aspergillus campestris IBT 28561, 1268 nucleotides. RefSeq names its product aldo/keto reductase. The transcript has a single exon. Lineage: Eukaryota; Fungi; Ascomycota; Eurotiomycetes; Eurotiales; Aspergillaceae. The record is from RefSeq and is a predicted model, not a curated record. The coding region runs from base 1 to 1140 and encodes 379 amino acids.